UGCAGGUAAAUUUAAUUUGAAAAUUCCAAAAGUUAGACGUGAAAACCAAGAGAAGCCGUUGAAGAGAAAAAGAAGAAGAAUGGGUUUAGAUGGUGGUCUGUCCUGGGCAGAUCAAUGGGAUUACAACCCUGACCCCCCACCAUCGUCAUCGGAAAAUGAGAAGAAGAAGAACAAAGAUGGAUCUUCAGACAAGAGCAAAUUUAGGAAGACAAUCUUGGGCUUCAAGUGGAUGAAAGAAUUGCGAAAGAAAUCUGACAAAUCUUGAAAAAAAAAAAAUCUGUACUUUUGUUGCUUUUAAGCUUUGUGAAUGAGCAUAAAAAUCAUUCAGGGUUUCCCAAACCCCAUAUCCAAUGAAAUCUGAUACAGUUAUUAUUACAUUA
Molecule: messenger RNA, 380 nt
Organism: Cucumis sativus (cucumber)
Lineage: Eukaryota; Viridiplantae; Streptophyta; Magnoliopsida; Cucurbitales; Cucurbitaceae
Exons: 1
Coding region: 80-265 (61 amino acids)
Source: RefSeq, a predicted model, not a curated record